Messenger RNA from Fraxinus pennsylvanica, 363 nucleotides. The record is from the annotation of a GenBank genome assembly. NCBI's taxonomy places the organism in Eukaryota, Viridiplantae, Streptophyta, Magnoliopsida, Lamiales, Oleaceae.
AUGUUUCUGCACAUCUUCCGCUCGAUAUCACUAGCGGUAGCACCACAAUCAAUAGCCCAAGGCAAGACCUAUUCCUAUGCUAAGCCUUGUGAAAGCAGCUGCGGAAAUAUAGAAGUUUCUUACCCAUUUGGGAUUGGCAUGGAGCUAGGUUAUUUAAGCAACUUCAUAACCAGAUUCAAUAAUCCUACAACUAGUGAUGUAAAGGAAAUGAUGGAAAAAGCGUUGGAUGUUUACCAGGCGCACCCUCUUCCUCUUCUUGGGGCAAUGCUCAAGAAAUUCCUAGCGAACAUAGAGCCUGCAGUCCGAUGGUCGAAGCAGCUCCGGAGACAAACAAAAGGGCUCAACCGGAAGAAAGAUUGGUAA